Messenger RNA from Knipowitschia caucasica, 579 nucleotides. The record is from the annotation of a GenBank genome assembly. NCBI's taxonomy places the organism in Eukaryota, Metazoa, Chordata, Actinopteri, Gobiiformes, Gobiidae.
AUGGGGACCCACCGCACCCGGAUUAGGGAGAGCUGCCUCCCGCUCGUCUGCCGCUUGCUUCUCCUCCUGACGCUGUGGACCGAGUUGUCCCAGUCCACCGGUCACUUCGAGCUGCAGCUGAUCUCAGUGGAGAACGUAAACGGCGAGCUGGCGGACGGCGAGUGUUGCGACGGCCCCAGGAACAACCAGGACCUGCGCUGUACCCGGGACGAGUGCGACACCUACUUUCGCGUGUGCCUAAAGGAAUACCAGGCCGAGGUCACCACCGGCGGCGGCUGCACCUACGGCGCCGCCACCACGCAAGUUCUCGGUGGAAAUAUGUUUUCUUUUCAAGGCAACAAGAACAGUCCCAAUAAAAUGGACGAAGCCGGCAAGAUCUCCAUCCCCUUCCAGUUCGCCUGGCCGAGUGCGGUUGGGUCCAGAGUGCGGUUGGGUCCAGAGUGCGGUUGGGUCCAGAGUGCGGUUGGGUCCAGAGUGCGGUUGGGUCCAGAGUGCGGUUGGGUCCAGAGUGCGGUUGGGUCCAGAGUGCGGUUGGGUCCAGAGUGCGGUUGGGGCCGGGGCCAGAGUUCUCUUCCAUGA